Molecule: messenger RNA, 2386 nt
Organism: Lucilia cuprina (Australian sheep blowfly)
Lineage: Eukaryota; Metazoa; Arthropoda; Insecta; Diptera; Calliphoridae
Product: ATP-dependent RNA helicase p62-like
Exons: 3
Coding region: 215-1996 (593 amino acids)
Cellular component (GO): cytoplasm; nucleus; ribonucleoprotein complex
Molecular function (GO): RNA binding; ATP binding; RNA helicase activity
Source: RefSeq, a predicted model, not a curated record
GCCGCCGUUGUUGAUUUUUGUCGACGCAGUGCUCUGUCCGCUUGAUGCCGAUUCUUGUUAAAAAUUUUGCGAAUUUUUUACAAAUAUUGACAAACAAAAAAAUUUAGUUUACCUGCUAUUGAUUUAAAAAUAAAAAUCAAUUUAUUGAUCUAAAUCCUUGAAAAGUAAACAUUGAUAAAAAAGGACUAGAGACGAAAAGUGUCUACAGGAAAAAAUGGCACCGCCAAAAAGCGGAAACCAGAAUGCUAGAGGACGAGGGGGACGUUCUGAUGGCGGUGGCUCCAGAGGCCGUGGUGGUGGAUUCGCGGGUAACAAUAGGGGUCAUGUAAGAAAUGGUCGUGUUGAGAGACCUGGUCGUCCUUCAGGUAGUGGAGGUGGUGGUCAUUCGGGAGGUGGCUUUGGACGUGACCAACGUUUAAGAUUUGGUGGUGGUGGCGGUAAUAGAGGCAUGAAUAAUAAUAGAAAUCCCGAUGACUUUUCAAAUCUGCGAGAGAUUAAUUGGAUGCAGGUACGUUUGCCGCCCUUUCAAAGGGAUUUUUACAAGGAGCAUCCAAAAACCAGAGCACGGCCCAUGAACGAAGUGGAACGUUAUAGAGCGGCCAAUGAAAUUACUGUACGCGGGCCUGCUCCAAAACCAAUAAUUUACUUUGACGAAGCCUGCUUUCCGGACUAUUGUAUGAAUGAGAUACGACGUCAAGGCUACAGUGAGCCCACGCCUAUACAAGCUCAGUCUUGGCCCAUAGCUAUGAGUGGUAAUAAUCUGGUCGGUAUUGCAAUGACUGGUUCUGGGAAAACUUUAGCUUUCAUUUUGCCUGCCAUUGUCCACAUAAAUCAUCAGCCGCCUUUGGCAAAUGGCGACGGUCCCAUAGCUCUGGUAUUGGCACCAACCAGAGAAUUGGCUCAACAAAUUAAAAAAGUGGCUGAUGAUUUUGGUUCACAUGUUUAUGUCCGCAAUACGUGUAUUUUUGGUGGCACACCGAAAACGCGACAAACAAAUGAUCUUGAAAGUGGAGUGGAACUGGUUAUUGCAACACCCGGCCGUUUGCUAGACUUCUUAGCUAACGGGGUAACAAAUAUGAAACGUUGUACAUAUUUGGUACUCGACGAAGCCGAUCGUAUGUUGGAUAUGGGUUUUGAGCCACAAAUACGUAAGAUAUUAAGUCAGAUACGACCAGAUCGUCAGAUUUUAAUGUGGAGCGCCACUUGGCCAAAAGAGGUUCGUCAACUAGCUGAAGAUUUCCUGGGUAACAAUUACAUACAGAUAAACAUCGGUUCUUUGGAACUCUCAGCCAAUCACAACAUACGCCAAUAUGUUGAUGUCUGUCACGAAACAGACAAAGGCUCAAAACUUAAGAGUUUACUGUCAAAUAUUUAUGAUCAACCUCAUCCCGGUAAAAUUAUCAUUUUCGUUGCUACCAAAAAGAAAGUCGAUGAAUUGGCACGUUUUAUUAAUGGCUUUGGUGUACAAGUUGGUUCCAUUCAUGGCGAUAAAUCGCAAUCAGAUCGUGAUAAUGUUUUAUCUGACUUCCGCAAUGGUCGUUCCAAUAUAUUAGUGGCUACAGAUGUGGCAGCUCGUGGUUUAGAUGUCGAUGGCAUUAAAUAUGUUAUAAAUUUCGAUUUUCCCCAAUCAUCGGAGGAUUAUAUUCAUCGUAUAGGACGUACUGGACGUAAGCAUUCUACUGGUACAUCGUAUGCAUUCUUUACAACUAAAAAUGCUAAAUGUGCCAAGGCAUUGGUGGAUAUAUUGCGAGAGGCCAAUCAAAAUGUUAAUCCGGAUUUAGAGUAUAUGGCUCGUAAUGCCGCAUCUAUAUUAAGUAAAGAGAAAAACAAUAAUCGUGGUAAUAACAUGAAUGGUUUUAAUAAUAGAGGAGGCAACAGCGGUGGAGGUGGUCAUAGAUUUGGUAAUGGUGGUGGAAAUUUCGGCAAUAACAGAGGAGGAGGAGGAGGUGGUGGCGGUGCCAUCAGACCUCGGAAUGCCUACAAUUCUAGAAAUUAAAGAAAUUUAUUUUUUUCGUUUUUUUUUUCUUUUUUUAUUUAUUUUACAAUUACUUUAUUCUUAUUUCUUGCUUGCAAGUUAUAAAACAAUUACGGUCAAUCUCUUCAACAACUUAAGAAAACAAUUUAAUUAGUAAAGAUUCUUAAAUUGUUCUCAGAAGCCGUAUUCUAUUUAUUUUGUUAUUGAUUAAAGCAAGAAUCUUCUUGUCCUUAAUUUCUUUUUUUGUUUUUUUAAAUUUUUUCUUGCAAAACAAAAUCUCUUUACUGAUUCCAUAUAAACAAUUAAACACUUUUAAGAAUUACACAUCUAACUACUGUGUAGCAUUUAAAUACCUAAUUAAAAACAUUAUCAGAAAGCAGAGGUGAGCAUUACUAUUAUAUUUCAAACUAA